GUACAACGAGCACAACCCGGACGAGGAGGCCAUCACGUCCGUCAUGAAUGCUGACAUCCGUUCCCGCCCGGACGCCCUGAUUGUGGUCGGUACGAGUCUGAAGAUUCCCGGAGUGCGUCGCCUGGUAAAGAGUCUUUGCUCCGUCAUCCGGAGUCGCCGUAACGGAGUGACCAUGUGGAUCAACAAUGAGUACCCCACCGGCAAGGAGUUUGAGGACUGCUGGGAUCUAAUGGUCAAGGGCGACUGUGAGGAAGUUGCGCGACUGGCCAAUCUGAAACGGUGGGAUGCACAGGACGAUGUGUUUGAUGAGAGCACAUCUUCGGAAGUGGAACGAGUGAAGAAGGAACAAGGCGAGGUGUCGGUGGUUGUCACUCCCAGCAAGAAACGACCCACUCCGACAGGCUUCCUUACUCCAUCGUCGAGUUAUGAGGAUGAAUCCAAACCUUUGGCGAAGAAAGGUCGCCCGAACCCCGCCAGCAACGGACGGAGCAUUACAGAUGUGCUGCAGGCGGCCAAAACAGACGGGCCAAAGAAGGCUGCUCCGAAGAAAGCGGCUCCGAAGAAGGCUGCGCCUAAAGGACGACCAAAGAAGGCCGAGCCAGCGAAGAACUCCAAGAUCAACAAUUUCGGAAGGGUCACCAAGGCUCAGAAAGCUGUCACAAGUGACAAGUCGACCAAGCUGGACAAGGACGACACCAAGGCGAUGCACCCGUUGGCUCCGGGCGCUGCUCGCAACAACGGACCGAAUCAGACGUUCCCCAAAAUGGUGGGCAAGGAUGCCUCUACUCCUCCACCAAGCGGUCGGUGGCGACAGAACGAGACCAUUUCUCCUGACUCUAUUCCCCGAGGAAUGAAUCUGUUACUGAACGAGCCGACCGCAUGACUCAGCUCGGGUCUGCGUCAGCGCGUCUUCCCGUCUUCUUUUCUUCUUUUUCUUCUCCUUUACUAUUAUUUUACAUUUAAGGCCUUCCUGGGGAGUCUUUUCAAUUUCAGUUAAUGGCGAUACCAAUGAUAGACUAUGGGACAUGGCGUUUGGGUGGGAUAAUGAAGAUGUCAUUUGGGCUCACCUCACUGCUUCAAGCAGCAGCUAUAUAGCUGGUUGGAGUCCCUUGGGUACUCUUCUGAUUUGUGGCGUCAAC
Aspergillus eucalypticola CBS 122712 is the source of this 1139-nucleotide messenger RNA. RefSeq lists its product as uncharacterized. The transcript has a single exon. The coding region runs from base 44 to 883 and encodes 279 amino acids. The record is from RefSeq and is a predicted model, not a curated record. NCBI's taxonomy places the organism in Eukaryota, Fungi, Ascomycota, Eurotiomycetes, Eurotiales, Aspergillaceae.